Dracunculus medinensis (Guinea worm) is the source of this 1122-nucleotide messenger RNA. Lineage: Eukaryota; Metazoa; Nematoda; Chromadorea; Rhabditida; Dracunculidae. The record is from the annotation of a GenBank genome assembly.
AUGAAAAAAAAAAGAGAAAUUCAGUACAACGACAAACGUAAUGGAAUAAUUCAACGUCUGAAGGAUGUAUUAUCGGGUACAGGACAACGAAUUUUGGUGCCUGUAGGAUCUUCAAGAACUGGUUUGGCCACUAAAGCAUCUGAUAUUGAUUUGGUUCUUAUAACUUCUUCAGAUCCUAUCAAAAGAAUAGAUAUUAUCAAAUCGUUCGUUGACGCUUCUUUUAGAAGGUUUCCCUUUUUCUUAAAUAUCUUGAUGAACUGCAGAUCAGUUGAGAUGUAUUUGCAAAGCACUCUUAAAGUGCUUCAGUCUUCUUCUUUAAAACGAGAAUUUGAUUGGAAAAAAGCUCUUGUACUGCAUAACGCUUCUGUACCUAUCUUGCAUUUAGAAACUAAUUCUGGUUUUCGUAUUGAUAUUCAAUUCGAUCAAGAAUGUUCUAUAAGAAAUACACUUUUCCUUCGAUAUUGUGUCAAGGAAGAUCUUCGAGUUGAAAUGCUCAAUUUAUGGGCGCAAAGUUUCUUGAAGCUUAUGGGAUUGAAAAAUAGUAGAAUUGGAUUAUUCUCCAGUUACCAUAUUGCUAUGAUCGUUAUUUAUUUUCUGCAACAUAUCGGCAUUGGUCAGAAAAAUCCUAUUCUUCCAUUAGUAUAUGAUGUUUAUAACGAUCAUCUCAAUAAUCUAAUUCCCAUUGAGAAUAUCAUAGCUGAAAUUGAUAAUAUUCAGAGGUAUGAAAGGCCAGCAUUGCAGAAAAUUGGAGUCUAUCCUGAAUUCCCGGAGCUGCUGAUUAGCUUUAUUGAUUAUUUUUCGUCAAUUGAUUUAAAUUCUAUAUCUUUAUCAGUGAAAACUGAUGGAAAAUUACCAGACACUUUAAUACUUAUAUUACCUUCGCUUUAUGGUUUUGCUCAGCAAUCUUUUUUUUACAGGUCUGAUUGCGAUGAAUUUCGGAAUAUUUUAUGGAUAAAUGAUCCAUAUUCCAUUGAAACUAUAUGUCGAGUGACAAAUGGUGCAGAUUUAUUAAUGAAUGCUUUCAAAUCAAUAAAACAACAAUUUAUUGUCGGUCGAGGUCUUUCAUGGCCAAUAAAAGUGAAAAAUCUUCAUGAAUCUUGCAUUUCGCGCGAUAAUAAAUAA